CUUUCCUUUGUGAAUCGGAAUCUGUCCAUUAAUCGAUUCUUCACAGACACGUUUUCUUCCAUCUCUCUCCACUGGUGUCGUUCUAAACGUUCUCAAGAUAGCGGAACCCUAAUUUGAGUCAUGAAAUCGUUGGAUCAAAUAGAAACCCUAAUUUCAGGGCCUCCCUCUGAACCGUCUUCCCUCAAUAGAAAUCUAGAUGAAGAAGAAGAGGAAGAAGAGUGCGAGUAUGAUGACGAGGAAGAAGAUGUUGAUUUCAAUCCUUUUCUUAAGGAUUCUCCUUCUCGUGAAGCUUCUUCCAGUUUGAGCUCUGAAGUUGAGACUCUUGAUGGUGAAAUUGUUAAUAGCAUUACUGUUCCUCAAACCUUAGAGGGCAGAGAAGGAAAGGAGGAAAUUGCAAUGCCAAGUAAUGUCUCGUGCCAAGAACCAAUCCCUGAGGACUCUCCUGAUCCGGGUUCUCUGAAAGGAGGUGGCUUUGUUAGAGAUGAGGCAAGUUCCGCUGAUGAGAGGACAGUUGAGGCCGCAAAUGAAAACGGAGAACAAUUGUGUGACAUGAUGAUCCAAACUCAGAAGCAAGAUUUGAUGUCAACUGAGGAAGAUGAUGCAAUCUGCAAACGGACAAGAGCUCGGUAUUCGCUUGCGAGUUUCACCCUUGAUGAUCUUGAGGCUUUUCUCCAGGAGACUGAUGAUGAGGAUGAUAUUCCUAAUGUCGAUGAUGAGGAAGAAUACCGCAAGUUUUUGGCUGCUGUUUUACAUAGUGGCGAUACUGAGGUUCCCUUGGCUCAGACUGGAACUAAUGAUGACGAUGAUGAUGAUGAGGAUAACGAUUUAGACUUCGAGAUAGAACUUGAGGAAGCACUGGAGACUGAUGACGAGGAAAUUAUACCGGAAAAGGUCACAACAGGUGACAACAUAAGCACUAAGCGACGUCCCGUGACUAGGCAGAAGAGACGGCAAAACAUCUCCAUUCAUCACAAAAACAAUUCUCCUGAACAGGCUGGCAGAUUGUUACGCCCUCUUGUACCUAUCUUACCCAUUGCACCACCUGGGAGAAAGUUUUCUGCUACUGAAGCAGUUGCUUCAUCAGAGAACAGGACAAUAAAUGGCUUCACUCAAGCCCAAAUGGGAGAACUGCAUUGUUUGAUUCAUGAUCACCUUCAACUUCUUAUCCAAGUGUACUCUCUUUGUGCACUUGAUCAUUCACGGCAGCGCAUUGGAACCCACGUCCAAGGACUUCUAUCUGAGAUGCUCAAACAACACCAAGGAUUUAUCUCACGCCGAAGUCAUCUUCUUGUCAAUGGUUCAGCAUCAUCGGUUCUGGAUGUUGUGGGUCUAGCUGGAAGAUAUCUAGUUGAUGUUUCUGACGCUGUUCAAGAUUAUCGACGGUGUCAAGUGGAAUCCGGUUUUGAUACUUCGUCUCAAAGAGUGCCAUUAUUUACUCUUCCUCACCAAGAAGUUGGCGGUGAGAUUGUAAACAAUCCUCUUUCAUCCCCUAGUUCAAGUAAGUCACCAUCAGGUCAGCAGCAAUCUAAGAAGACGUUAGCUGCUACACUGGUUGAAUCAGCCCAGAAGCAAUCUGUUGCCUUGGUCCAUAAGGAUAUCGCCAAGUUAGCUAAAAGAUUUUUGCCGUUGUUCAAAGUAUCGCUAUAUCCCCACAAGCCACCUCAUGCAGCUGUCGCCAAUCGGGUCCUUUUCACUGACGCUGAGGAUGAACUACUGGCUCUUGGAAUAAUGGAAUAUAACUCAGACUGGAAGGCAAUAAAGCAGAGGUUUCUUCCAUGUAAAGGCGAGCAUCAGAUUUAUGUUAGGCAAAAAAACCGGAGAUCAUCUAAAGCCCCAGAAAAUCCAAUUAAGGCAGUUCUGAGGAUGAAAAGCUCUUCCCUGACUCCACAAGAGAUAGUACGUAUACAAGAGGGACUUAAGUACUUCAAAUAUGAUUGGACGUCUGUGUGGAAAUUCGUUGUGCCUUACCGAGACCCGUCCUCACUGCCACGGCAAUGGCGCACUGCCCUUGGAAUUCAGAAAUCAUAUAAGCUAGAUGCUGUAAAAAAGGAGAAGCGGAGAUUAUAUGAUACAAAAAGAAAAUUCAGAGAGCAGCAGGCAUCUGCAGAAGAGGAUCGUCAUGGGGCUUCUAAAGCCAAUGACUAUCAUGUUGGUGAUGAAUUGGUCGAGAGUUCAGGUGAGGCAUACCUACAUGAAGGAUUUUUAGCAGACUGGAGGCCUGGCAUGCCAACCCUCUUUUAUUCUACAUCUAUGCACUCCUUUGACAAGGAAAAGGAUGUUCCCGGUAAUCGACAUGAGUCAGCACAAACAUGUAUCGGUGAAGGAUCUAAGAAUCCUGAACUUUGUGGUGCCCAAAUUCUGACAUGUACGCAGAGGCUUGCACCUUCAUUCAUUCCUCUGUACCACCACACAUCUGUUACAGCACCUGGUGUCUCAAAAGCAUCGAUAAUUACGCGGCCAUAUCGUUCUCGUAAACUAUUCAACAGAAGUGUUGUGAGACUAGCCCCUGAUUUGCCUCCCGUUAACCUUCCAUCUUCGGUCCGUGUUAUCUCGCAGUCAGUUUUUGCAAAGAAUCAGUCUGAAACAUCCUCCAAAACUUGUAUCAUUAAGGGUGGCAUGUCGGAUGUUUCUGGGAGGGGAAAUUUGGGUAUUGAACCUCCUUGCUUGUCAGCUGACGGUGAUAACAACGGUCCCCCUAGCGAGAAAGUGGUAGAUUUGCAGGAAGAUGUGCCUGCAGAAAGCUCCUCUGGGAUGGGCGAGCGGAGCAAUGACUCAGAUCUUCAAAUGCAUCCUUUAUUGUUCCGGACCCCUGAGCAUGGACAGAUUACAUGUUACCCUCCAAACAGAGACCCAGGGGGUUCUAGUUUUAGUUUCUUUUCUGAAAAUCGACCUCAGCUCCUAAGUCUUUUCAACAGUCCAAAGCAAAUCAAUCACUCAGCUGAUCAAUUCCACAAAAAUUCACCAUCAAACGAACAUGAGACAGCACAGGGCGACAGCUGUUUUCAUCCUCUUCUUCAAAGAACUGAGUAUGAAACGAGUUAUGUUCUUAGUAGACGUGGGAACUUAGACCCAGACAUUGGUAAGAAAGACAAAUUAUGUCAACUUCAGGAUACUUCUGGCGCUGUUGAGAAGACUUCAAUCCCUGUUUCUGGUCGUAAUGAUGUCAGCUUGGAACCUUUUAGUUCUAGCACACAUGGUAAAAAUGUGAACUUAGAUAUCUAUCUAAGUACGAACUCUUCUAAGGUAAACAAUUGUGGUAGUGUCUCAGAAGCUCCAGACAUCUGCAUGGCUCAACGUAAUGAUGGCUCUGAAGUACCUGGAUCAACUGCACCAAGUGAUAGUAUUAGUAGAUGCAUUGACGAGAUGGCUGAUCAAUCUAAUCUAGGUAUAGUGAUGGAGCAGGAGGAAUUAAGUGAUUCCGACGAUGAGAUGAUGGAAGAAGAGCAUGUUGAGUUUGAGUGUGAAGAGAUGGCUGAUUCUGAAGGAGAAGAAGGCUCAGAAUGCGAAGAAAUCAUUGAAAUGCAAGAUAAGGAUAACAGAAGCUCUGUGGUAGAAAUAGCUUCAACAGAUGUCGAUUCUGGCAAAGAACUAGGCAAGGAUUCUCCAAACAGUCCUUGGUUGAGUCUGGAUCCGAGUAGCCGUCGCUUAAGCAGUAAUGUUAAGGACAUAGAGAGGAUAGAGGUAGCAAAUGAAACGACCAUGUCACAAUCUGGUCCUUGUAGAUCACGUAAAAAAGGGACACCAGUGAAGAGCAGAGACUCAGAAUUAAAGGAAGAAGCAGGUGUUGCUCGGUUGAGACUGGGUCCUCUCGCCCUCCCUCCAAUGAAGAAACCCAGGAAAUGUGGUGGGCAGGCGGAAACAAGUCCAAGUGUUGAGACAACCUGAGAAACUUCUUGACCCAGCAACAAUUGAUUAGCUAUUCUCCACUCCAAAUUACUUCCUGGUUCAGAGAUAUCAUAUCAUGGCCAAUCUGGAGAGCUGUGUUCUUUGUGUAUACCCUCUUGGAGGUUAUGGCACCCAUAUAGUUUGCUACGAACGAGGUUUGGUCACUUCCAUUAGAACUGCGAAUACGACGCAGGGUGCAGAAUGAGUAGUCCA
Molecule: messenger RNA, 4098 nt
Organism: Arabidopsis arenosa
Lineage: Eukaryota; Viridiplantae; Streptophyta; Magnoliopsida; Brassicales; Brassicaceae
Source: the annotation of a GenBank genome assembly